GGCGCUGUGGAUUCAAGAAGACGCCCCCGCGCCUGCGCCUGCGCUCCCGCCCCCACCCGCUGCCUGAAGAAGGUCAGGACGUUGUCACUUCCGGCGGACAGCUCACUGCGUCCGGGUUAGCUGCUGCUGCCGCCGCCGAGCUACUGCUGCGGCUGGGGGACCGGGCAGGAGUCUUUACGGCAGACCGAGGGGAGCGGGCUCCACUCGGCGCCGCCUUCUGCGACCUGGCAGUCAGCCCGACGUCGCCGGCCUGGAGGGACACAGAGGACGAGGGGGCCAAGGCUUCCUCCGGGGACACUGGCUCUCUGGAUUACCAGGAGUUUGUAGUUGACAUUGAGUCUAAGCUGAGGAUGGAAGGUGUGGAACUUAAAGAAGAAUGGCAAGAUGAAGACUUUCCAAUACCUUUACCAGAAGAUGAUAGUAUUGAAGCAGAUAUACUAGCUAUAACUGGACCAGACAGCCAGCCUGGUUCACUAGAGAUUGAUGGAAAUAAAGUGAGAAAGAAACUAAUGGCUCCAGAUAUCAGCCUGACACUGGAUCCUAGUGAUGGCUCUGUUUUGUCAGAUGAUUUAGAUGAAAGUGGGGAGAUUGACUUAGACGGCUUAGACACACCCUCAGAGAACAGUAAUGAGUUUGAGUGGGAAGAUGAUCUUCCAAAACCCAAAACUACUGAGUUAAUUAGGAAAGGCUCAAUUACUGAAUACACAGCAGCAGAGGAAAAAGAAGAUGGACGACGCUGGCGUAUGUUCAGGAUUGGAGAACAGGACCACAGGGUUGAUAUGAAAGCAAUUGAACCCUAUAAAAAAGUUAUCAGCCAUGGAGGUUAUUAUGGGGAUGGACUGAACGCCAUUGUUGUAUUUGCUGUUUGUUUUAUGCCUGAAAGUGGUCAGCCUAACUAUAGAUACCUGAUGGACAAUCUCUUUAAAUAUGUUAUUGGCACUUUGGAGUUAUUAGUAGCAGAAAACUACAUGAUAGUUUAUUUAAAUGGUGCAACAACUCGAAGAAAAAUGCCCAGCCUGGGAUGGCUCAGGAAAUGUUAUCAGCAAAUUGAUAGAAGGUUACGAAAAAAUCUAAAAUCUCUAAUCAUUGUACAUCCCUCUUGGUUUAUCAGAACACUUCUGGCUGUUACCAGACCAUUUAUUAGCUCAAAAUUCAGCCAAAAAAUUAGAUACGUCUUUAAUUUGGCAGAACUAGCGGAACUGGUCCCCAUGGAAUAUGUUGGCAUACCAGAAUGCAUAAAACAAGUUGAUCAAGAGCUUAAUGGAAAACAAGAUGAACCGAAAAAUGAACAGUAAGUUUGGCAUCUAGUCCAAACCAGACUGAAGAAUGUGCUGAUGAAGCAAGGCUUUUUUUGCAUUUAUAAUGCAUUUAUUGCCCCAUAUUUUUUAUGUAAUCUGUUACAAAAUUGACUUGACUUCUCCUUAAUGGACUUUUGUACAAGGGACUGUUCACUGCUGUAUUAUUGGUUUGCAAGUUAUCUUGAAUUUAGUUCUUUAAUAGCUAACUACAUGAUAAUCAUUUUAUAUUUUAUAGUGCUACAUAGCAGAGAACCACACUUUAUAUAAAGCAGUUUUUGCAUUUGUUUAUUGAAUGAUGCAUCAUCUUCAGUAAAAAUAUUUAUAUGCAUAAAUGGUAAAGGAAAGAAAUAAUAUAUUUUUAUGUUUUUGAGCAAUAUUUUUUAAUGUGUUCCUGUCUUGUGGAAGAAUGUGCAGGUAAAUCAGACCAUGAUUUUGUAAAAAUGUGUUUUAGAAUUUUUGUUUUUGUAAAUGGUUAAAUACAUUUCCUGGGUAACUUAGAAACUUAAGUUGCUCGUAAGGCAAGGGACAGUUAAACUGAUUCCCAUAAAUACCCAAAGAUCAUGUAUAUAAUCUAAGUAGGUUAGUACUGUCACAAGCUUCUUUCUCACUUAUGUAUUAACUCAGAAGUGCAUUGCACACUUUUUCCUUUUUAAACUUAAAGAUAAGUCAAAAAGCCAUUUUUAGAACUAGAGAAUUGAAGACGGUAGAAAUUGGGGGGUAUAUAUAUGUAUAUAUGAGACAUUUUAUCUUCUGGCCCAAAGUCAGAACUUGUAUAAAAAUCUUGAGUUUGUUCACUAAUGUGAAAUAAGCUGUGUGUCCAGGGUAUUGCUCCCCUGAAUGCAAGUGCUCUGUAGUAUUGCAGAGAAUGUGAUGAGUUCUUUACUGUCACAACUUUGUAGCAAACAGGGGCUGCUUUAUAAACUGUUCUCACUGUGGGCACUUUACCAAAAUACUUCCGUAUUUGUUAUUUGAACUCAAUAGUUGUUUGACCUGGUCAGAUAGGGUAUGUUUUCAAGUUUCUAUGGAAUACUGUUUCACAGUACUUCAAAUUAGGUUAAUUUUGUAAGUCUUUACAUCAUUAUAUUGUGCUGUUUUGGAUGAUACAUGAUAUAAACGUAUAAACUCUUUGUUUCAUUUGUUAAAUACCUUUACAUUUAAAUAAACUGUAUUUGUGUGUCCCCACAAAAUCAUUCUAAAACAACAGAUUGGUGUAAUAUUAUGUUACAUACGUGAGAGAUUUUUAUACAUUUAGUGAACUUAAUGCCCUUCACAUUUGAGUGUCACAUUACAGUCCUUUCUGCAAGGCAUUUUACGAAAGAGUGGCAAAAUUGAAGUAGACGUGAGCUAAGCUUAUAAGAAUAUUUCGUAUCAUAGGCCAAAAAUACACAUGGCUUUUGCCAUUUUUUAGUAGGUUUCUGUUGCAAAAGAGAAUUUUCCUUGACUUUUGUCCUCGGUCAUAAACUCAGUGUGCUAGCUCCAUAAUCCAAUUAUGGGAGAUGCUGAAGGUUUCCUCAGCAGCCUCCUGACGACCUGGAUCCGGCAACUCUAGGCAGAUCCUGCACUGAUUGCAUUAUUAUGAAGUAAGCCAAAUCCAUUAUUGCUUACAUCUUAGAAACACUUUGUGUCAAAGAAACAAACUAAUGAUAACAAUUUAGGCAUUCUUUCUGAAUUUACUGUAUGAGGAUUUUUAAAUAGGUAGUUUUCCACCAUAUGCUUGGUUCUUCAGUUUGAAAAAUAUGAAGAAUAAUUUCAGCUUUUUGUGUGUGUUUAUUGGUUUUGUCAUUGGUCCUAAUUACAGAUACAACUUGUUGCAAAAGUGAUAUUUUUGUACGUAUCUUUUUCAGGUGGAAGUAGUCUAUAUUCUUUUAAACAUUAAAAUUCACAGGAACAGGGAUAACACUUGGGAUGUGCUAUGAAUCUAGAUUAAAAGCAUAUCUGCUUUAACCUACAGCUAAGUGGAAUCGGGUAUGGGGAUGUGCCCAACAGUAAAUGUUCUGUAACUGUGACAGUUAGGGUCAUAACCAGUAGGUUAGAGGAAAAGCACUUAGGUUUAUUUGUAAUUUGUAGCUGUGCAACAUUUUCCCAUAUUAUUUAACUCUAAUUUUCCAUUACUGAUUGAGGUGAAGCUACAUACAUUUGUACUAUUUUAUCUUCCUGCUGGGGUCAUGGAUCUGACUUAACUGGUUUAAUUUGAUGCUUCUGUCAUUUUUUGUUACACAUAGAUUUGAGUGCCCCUUUUUACUCAGAGUUUUUCAUAUGAAGUAUGUGAUUCUGUAUUCUGCUUGAUCAUAUUUCUAAGCAAAG
Molecule: messenger RNA, 3602 nt
Organism: Otolemur garnettii (small-eared galago)
Lineage: Eukaryota; Metazoa; Chordata; Mammalia; Primates; Galagidae
Gene: BNIP2
Product: BCL2 interacting protein 2
Exons: 10
Coding region: 351-1295 (314 amino acids)
Biological process (GO): apoptotic process
Cellular component (GO): cytoplasm
Source: RefSeq, a predicted model, not a curated record